AUGCGUAUUACAGUGAACGUGAUAAGGCCGGACCAGGCCGAGCUCGAUCUCAUCCCGUUGGUGGUCGGUCCCGACAUGACAAUCGAACUCCUAAAAAGCAUCGUCCAAAGUGAAACUUCCAUCCCGCCCUCAUCCCAAAGACUUGUAUACAAUAACCAGUUACUCGGUGACGAUUCCAAGACCCUCGAACAGAUCGGCAUCGGGGAGGGAGACAUGCUGGGUGUUCACGUCACGCUACGUAGUCCGUCAACCCAAGCGCCACCUCCCCAGCAACUUCAGCGACGACAGCAGCAAACGAACCCCGAUCCCGAGAUGAUCCGAUUACACAUACUAGGCGAUGACCGUGUGCGCGACGCCGUGCGACAGCGAAAUCCCGAGUUGGCAGAUGUUUCUGAUGACCCUCAGCGUUUCCGGGAAGUCCUGCUCAACCAGCAGCGGCAGGAAUCCCAAAAAGAAGCAGAGAAAGAGGCUCGGAUUGCGAUGCUGAAUGCCGAUCCGUUCAACCCGGACAACCAGAAGGAAAUCGAGGAGAUUAUUCGGCAAAAUGCGGUGACGGAGAACUUGCAUAAUGCCAUGGAACAUCAUCCUGAAUCAUUUGGCCGCGUGACGAUGUUGUAUAUUCCCGUUGAAGUCAAUGGCCAUAAAGUCAACGCGUUCGUCGAUUCUGGCGCUCAGGUCACCAUUAUGUCGCCGGAUUGCGCGACCGCAUGCAACAUAAUGCGCCUGGUAGACUCACGCUAUGGAGGUAUCGCAAAGGGUGUAGGAACAGCGAAUAUCCUCGGUCGAGUACACUCGGCUCAGAUCAAGAUUGGCGAGAUGUUCCUACCGUGCUCUUUCACCGUCAUGGAAGGAAAACACAUCGACCUUCUCCUCGGACUAGACAUGUUGAGACGACACCAGGCCUGCAUUGAUCUAAGGAGAGGAGCGCUCGUAAUCCAGGACCAAGCCGUCCCAUUCCUCGGAGAAGCAGAGAUCCCCAAACACCUCUUGGAAGAGUUCGAAGAUGAGCCCACCAUCAAGGGAGCCGACGGCGCCGAGAUUGGUGCUCGAACAGGAGCAGUGACGCAUCAAGCCGGUAACCAAGGACCCAGCGCCAGCGCUAGUGGUGCAGGUCCUAGCUCGGCCCCAACGGCAUCCUCAUCGUCCCGCCCAGCCCCCGUACAGACACAGUCGUCCCGCUGGCCCGAAGCCUCCAUCGCGAAGAUCACGGAACUUGGGUUCACACGCGAGGAAGCCACGCGAGCACUGGAGGCAGCUAACGGUGACCUAGACGGGGCCAUUGGAUUCCUGAUAUGA
Molecule: messenger RNA, 1296 nt
Organism: Aspergillus puulaauensis
Lineage: Eukaryota; Fungi; Ascomycota; Eurotiomycetes; Eurotiales; Aspergillaceae
Gene: ddiA
Product: putative DNA damage-inducible v-SNARE binding protein Ddi1
Exons: 3
Coding region: 1-1296 (431 amino acids)
Biological process (GO): proteolysis
Molecular function (GO): aspartic-type endopeptidase activity; protein binding
Source: RefSeq, a predicted model, not a curated record